AACUGUUCAAUAACGUUAUCUUUUGGUAUAAAUCACACAUGUAUAAACAAAGCCACAUUUAAUAAAUUAACACACUAGUCUGAGAUCACUACCUUAUAUCUAAAAUAUGAUAAUAAUUCCUGUUCCAUUUGGACAUUAGUCAAAGUCAAUUGUUCGAUGACAAGGUGAAACAGUAUGUUAUGAGUGAGAUAUAGCCCGAGGACUACUCGAAACAGAGGUGACCUUCAAAGGUACAUUUGCUAAAUUACAUAUAGGACAGGCAAACUGAGAGAAAUAAGAGACGAGAUGGCAACAUUUACCCUACUAGUGUCUGCUAUUGUUAUUGUAAUGUGCUAUGCAGAUAAGGAAGUAAAUUUGGGCUCUGGAUCUACAGAUUGUGGACAAAAGCCUAUAAUCAUGGCCAAGGAAGAAAAACUCAGCAUUCACUCUAAAGGUAAUGCUAAGGAUGGUUUUUGUAGCAUCGUGCUCCACGCCAUGGAGGACACCUCAGCAAACUGUCCCUACAGAUCUUUCUGUGUAGCUGUCAAUCAGAUGACAAUGUCCUCCUGCACUGCUAAGAUUUUCUUAACAGGAACGUCGUAUGAUGUACUUGGAAUCAAGUCUAAGGAGAUUAGUUGUUUCACCAAUAUUUACGGUGCCUGGUGUACACAGUCUAAAUCUUUGGAGAUCUCUGUACUAGAGGACCCAAAAACCACAGCUAGUAAUUAUGGAUUUAAUAUGACAGUCAUGUCAGAAUGUAGACAAACAUCGUCAGGAGAAUUUGAUCCAGUCAAAGAUAGUACCAGCAAAAAACUUGACGAGAUUGAAGCAGAAAUGAACCAAAACAGAAUUAUAGGCGUGGUCGUUGGUAUAUCUCUGGCUUGUAUGUUCCUAAUUAUCAUGUUUGUGUCUUACCAAUACUACAAGAACAAGCCUACAUACAGACAACAACGUGAUUGUUAAUAGUUAUGUGUUUAGGUUGUAACUUCAGGGAAAAUCCACGAGAUGUGUCGGACACAAUAAUAGGAAAAGAUGUUAGUUAUUUUCGCAGAGAUGCAUAAUAAGUUGUAACAUCUUUGUUAGUCCAAACCACAUGUGGAUCUGUUUCCCACCACCAUAACUACACUUUUAUUUCCAUGCCUACUAUAAAAUAUUUUAUGGAAUUUUUUGAUUGUAUUGUUAAAAUUUAGAAUUUUUGGAUAUGUACCAUUGAAAUCUACUGUAUAAGGUUCGUUUUAAAAAAGUACCGAUCUUUUCGGGUCUUUCAUUUCUGAAGCCAAGAAAGAGGUAUAUGAAUAUAUUAGCCUUUUAUUAUUUAAACAUUGAAUCUUUGUUUUUUAAUAUGAUAAGACCAUAUAUAUUUGUGAUGAGAAUAUAUCAAUUGAACAUGUCUUUUUACAGACGACUAUUGUGUAUUUUUUCACUUCUUUCUGUUCUAAUUUGCAUAUUUUAUAUUAGUGUUCUAUAAGAAAUUGUAACAUAUGUAUGUUGUUUUAUAGGGAAUAUAAAGGAUUCUGUGUUGAGAGAUAUGAAUGUUUGUUUGUUGAUGAAUUUUUAAAUGCAAUAAUUGUGGAUAUACAUUUAAAAUGUGAUACAUGUAUUUGUUACUGGAUUUUUUUAAUUACUUUUAACAAACGGAUUCAUUUACAUUCCUUGUUACCAUAAAAACUCAUACGGAUUUUUCUAGGAAAAUUUAGAUGAAAAGAAUAAUUAUAAUCUUAUACUUCAUGUUUUAAGGACAUGCAUGGGAUUUUUUUUUUAUUCAUUUUCUAGUAGAAAGAAAAGGGAAUUUAUUUUGCCCUUAACAUCUACAAAACAAAACUCAAACAAAAUGUUGUAUUGAUGUAAAUAUUUCUUAAAAAUACAACACAAAAAAGGAAAACAUGUCACUUUCAUCUUUUAUUUUUUCAAUAAAUUAAACGAUCUCUAUGCAAGAAUAAGCUAAAUAAGAGACAGACUGAGUUGUUUUAUCUAAUUAUGCAUAUGUUUUGCAAAAUACUAUGAUAUUAUCAAUCAAAUGUUGUUGUUUUUUUAUACUAAUUGUAUAUUUUCACAUUUUAUUGUCCUUCAAGGUUAACAUUUAUUGGUUAUUUUUUUUUGAGUAAAAUUUCAUAAUAUAAACAAGUUAAGCGAAUUUCUAGUCCUAAAGAAACAUCUUUAUCUUAACCUUACGGGUUGGAGCUUACAUUUAACUGCGUUGCUUUACAGAGUUAAACUUAGAACCUUCCGAAUUCUGUACAAUGUAAAAUAUCUUGCAAUCGAUAUCAUGUAUAAUAAAAAAGGUUUCAACUUUUCAUUGUGUAAAAAUUGUUAAACAUUUGAUCAUAAAUCAUUGUAGAUUUUACUGACUAGUUUUGCUACUGAAUAAAACAUGUUUCAUA
Mytilus trossulus (common blue mussel) is the source of this 2360-nucleotide messenger RNA. RefSeq lists its product as uncharacterized. The transcript has 5 exons. The record is from RefSeq and is a predicted model, not a curated record. NCBI's taxonomy places the organism in Eukaryota, Metazoa, Mollusca, Bivalvia, Mytilida, Mytilidae. The coding region runs from base 286 to 942 and encodes 218 amino acids.